Molecule: messenger RNA, 602 nt
Organism: Protopolystoma xenopodis
Lineage: Eukaryota; Metazoa; Platyhelminthes; Monogenea; Polystomatidea; Polystomatidae
Source: the annotation of a GenBank genome assembly
CGUGCUUGCUCUCUUCAUCAAACGGCAUUCCUAUACUUCUCGUACAGAACUCUAGUCCUCAGUUAAGUCGCCAUCGCCCCUCCUCAUCUGGUUGGGAUGUCCUUUUGCCUCGUUAUAUUGACUCCUUUAAGUUAGGUCCCGCUAACAAACGAUUAUCUACAGCUUCUGCGCCAGAACACAUACACUUAUCUGCUUUUUGUGCGGUUGAAGAGAACUCUUCGCCGGCUAACAAUCCUCCACUUGGAGUUAAUUCAUCAAGUCCUCAAGACACACCUAAUCCCAACCUAGCAACGGUUUCAGUUUCUUCGCUAUCAGCAAAAUUGAAAAACAUGCAUACUUCUUCUCUGGUUCAGCUCGACCUUCGUGGUACUCUGGCUACCAGAGAUUUGCUAAUCGCUUGUGUCUAUCGGGGUGCAUUAGUUGGCGGCCUCCGUGACCUGGAAGUAUUCUCCUGCAUAACAUCUCAGGCUGGAGCAUUAGCAGAUGCCUUCCCGCUUGUCGGUUGGCCUGACACCCCUGCUGGGAUCAGGGCCCAUACGGAGUUAGCUGGUGAAAAGCAAGCUAGGUACAUGUUACUAAAGAACAGCUUAAGAAUAGGUUAA